ACCAGGGUGUAUUAUACGGUGUUCACAGACAUACAUUCAUUUAAAGGAGAAUGUUGCCUUCAUGGAUGGAUGAGUGGUGAUGUAGGACUACGCACUGACUAUUACCUUAUUUAAAUGUUAUCUUAAAAAUGCAAAACAUUCGCUUUGAGGGACAGACUGAAACUGGUUUUUGUUUAGUUCAGCUGCAGGCAUCUUGAGAGACUCCUGUCGCCUGUAAGUCAAUGUUCAGGGAUUAAAUUGUAGACUACUCUAGUUCCUGUUUGAGCUGUCGUGGUGUAAUUAGUAGAUACGUGUGAUUCUCUGUGUAUGUGUAACACCAGCCUUACUACGCCCAAGUGUCUCUGGACUAUUUUCCAUGCGCUCUGUCUGAUUUUCAACAACACUGUGUCAAAGUAUUGGCUUCCACGAUGGACAAAGAUAAAGUGUUGACCCAUAUCCUGAGGGCAAAGGGUGUGCCAACUCUUCUUGGUGGAGAUCUGCCCGUUAAUGUAAUUAGUAACAAUUACAUUUCACCUUUGACCUCCACUGAGCAACAAGUGUCAGGCAGAAAUGUGCAAAGCAGCCCAUCUCCUUCUGACCAAGCCAUCCACACCCUUCUUCCGGGUGGAGGUGAAACUGUCAUACUGGUAGGCUCAGAAGGAUCAGGAAAAACAACUGCGUUACAGAAGCUUCUUGUGGAUUGGUCAAAAGGCGAACACCUUCAACACUUCUCUUAUGUUUUUUAUUUAAAGUUGAGUGAAAUAAAUUUACUCGAUGGCAUGCUGACACUGGAGGCAUUAUUGCAUCUCCAACACGGUUACCUCCCUCCACUGUCUGUGUCACUCUGCCAACAGAAGCCUGAAGAUGUGUUGUUUAUUUUUGAUGAGUUGGAUCAGUAUAAGCACAGCGUGGACCCCUCUGACCACAGCCUCUGCUCUGACCCCAGCCAGGCCACCUCUGUGUCCUGUUUAGUGGCCAGUCUUCUUCACGGAUCUCUGCUCAAAGGAGCCUCAUGUCUAGUGGCAAGCCGGCCGACGGCAUGUCUGAAGUUUCUGAGUGGCAGCCAGGUGAAAGUGUUGGGGUUUCUGAAGCCUGAGAGAGAGGCUUUCUUUAAGGGGUUCUUCACAGACCCAGCUGUCGCCAACAAUGCACUCAUGCACAUGGAGAAGACUCUGGGCUUUUAUGAUUUCUGUACAUCCCCUAGAUUUUGCUGGACAGUUUGUUCUGUUUACAAGCUCCUGACUGAUUCUGGAGAAAAGCUUCCUGAUACACUAUCUCAGCUGUUUGUACAAAUCCUGGCCUGCCUGAUUCAGAAGCUCACACUUAAAAAGGAGCUCAUCAGAGAUAUAGUUUUGGCCCUCAGUAGGAUGGCUUCUCAUUGUGCUGUUGGUCAGCAUUCAAGCUGUACCAAAGAGGAAAUGAAUUCCUUUGGUUUUGAACCGGCGCUUGCCUCUCAGGCCCAAGUGAAUGCUUUUUUGCAAGUACAUGGUGAUCCAGAGUCAGACAGAUGUGGCUUCUCUUUCCACUCUCAGCUGAUCCAAGACUUUAUCUUGGCGGUUUCCUUCUUUUUGGAUAAGUCAACAUCUGAAGGUGCAGAUAACAUGUUGAAGAAGCACAAACACCAUGCAAAGUUUUUGGACAUUUUCAUGUCAGCUCUCUCAGAACCAAUUCAACGCAGACCCCUGGAGACCCUCCUGGGGGAGUUUAACUCUGAUCUGGUCCUGGAUUUCAGAUGUUGGCUCAAUCACAUGUGUGAGACAACACUACAGGACUUCAACGAACAGAAGCACUGUCACUGCUUCCAUCUCCUCUAUCAAAUGCAAAAUGAGCAUUUGGUUAAAGAGAUCAUCAAUCCUUCUACAAGAUUUGGAAUUAGCUAUGCCAACUUGAACCUUCAGGAUUAUGUUGCCCUGAACUAUGUUGUAACACAACUCGGUGAGACGGAGCAGUUAAAUCUGUAUGGCGCACAGAAUUUGACAGAAGAGAUUGCAGAGAUCCUGGCUCCAGCUAUGACAUUAUCACAUAAGAUACAAUUGUCUCAAUGUUCCCUGAGUGAUGGAGCUGUCUCUCAUCUGGCCUCAGCUCUAGCCAAAGGAAUCACCAGGAAGCUUAAUCUGAAUAACACACGCCUUGGGGAUGCACAAUUCAGAAGUCUGUGCACUGGACUCAGAGACUGCAAGCUGCACAAGUUAAAUCUUAGAGCAUGCAAACUCACAGAAGCAUCGUGUGGAUAUCUGGCAUCUGUCCUGAUGUCAGGCACAUCCCAGCUGUGUGUGUUAGAUCUGUCAUGCAAUGACAUUGGUGACCAGGGCAUGAGAAAACUGUGCCAAGGACUGCGAAGUCCACACUGCAAACUACAGGAUAUAGAGUUGCAAUGGUGCUUAUUUACUGCAGCAUCAAUGGAGGAUCUGUCAACGGCUUUGUGCUCCGGCCAAUCACAGCUGAGAAAACUGAACCUGUCAAGAAACCCAACUGGUGACAGUGGAAUGAAGGCUUUAUGCAAGUGCCUACAACACCCACACUGUAAACUGCAGAGCCUCACGCUCUUUGAUAAUGAGUUGACCGGGGCCUGCUGUGCUCACAUAAUGGAGGCCUUGAUGUCAGAGCACUGUCCUCUGUUGGAUCUGUCAGUAAAUGAGAUUGACCACGAGGGGGCGCUGUUGCUCUGUAAAGCCCUCAAGAGACCCGGAUGUCCAGUGGAAAAACUUUGCAUGGUAGGAUGUGGAUUAACUGAGGAGGUCUUCAUAGAACUGGCUUCACUGCUGAGACAUGGGAGUCCUCCACUUAAGUCCCUGUCUGUUCCAGUAAAUAAGGUUGGAGAUAAGGGACUUAAACACCUGUGGGAGGCUAUCGCAUAUCCAUCAUGUCUAUUAGAGGAACUGGAUGUUGAUCUGACUGGUUUGACAGAUGCAUGUGUUGAGGACAUGUGUGCUGCUAUAAGAGCCAGUAAGACUAUGAGGAGCGUGGUACUGAGUAACAACUUGCUGACUGAUGCAUCAGUCCCAGUCCUUGUCCAACUUAUGCAGGACAGCCCCAACAUGCAGGAAAUGAACCUCAAGUACAAUGACUUCAGUGAAGACGUUUUUGAAAUGAUGGACGAGUGUGAGAAAAUACGAUACUGAAGAAGUGGAUUAUUCCAUUGAUGCUUCCCUGUUAUUCCAAUUUCAUCCAUACAAUGAAAAUAAUAAAGAAG
This is a messenger RNA of Sphaeramia orbicularis (orbiculate cardinalfish), 3172 nucleotides long. Its product is annotated as NACHT, LRR and PYD domains-containing protein 3. Lineage: Eukaryota; Metazoa; Chordata; Actinopteri; Kurtiformes; Apogonidae. Bases 408 to 3101 code for a protein of 897 amino acids. Gene Ontology annotation, cellular component: cytoplasm. The transcript is spliced from 9 exons. Gene Ontology annotation, molecular function: protein binding. The record is from RefSeq and is a predicted model, not a curated record.